Messenger RNA from Effrenium voratum, 907 nucleotides. NCBI's taxonomy places the organism in Eukaryota, Dinophyceae, Suessiales, Symbiodiniaceae. The record is from the annotation of a GenBank genome assembly.
CAACCAUCGUAAAACGCCGCGGAAAUUCUUAUUGCAGGGGAUGUCCGCCGUGAUGAAGGUGACGCCCACCUCCGCUCCGCUGGAUCUGCGGGGCCACCUGCUGGUGUUGCCUGGAGCAGGAGGGAUUGCAAACCUGGGGGAGCUGUGCGUCGACGCGUUGAUCACGACCUACGGGCUCCAGCGCGUUGCGAUUGUAGAGACGCGGCAUUUGCUGCCGGUGGCAAUGGUCUGUGCCUUUGGCGAGGGCCCAAUCACCACGGCUGCGGAGUUAUACCAAGCGCCCGGUGUGACCCUCUCGGUGCUGCAGCUGCGCUCGGGGCCGGUGGAGGGCAAGCGCUGGGCACUGGCCAAGGAGCUGCUGCAUUGGGCUCACUCCGUGGGAGUGGACCAGGUCCUUCUGCUGGCAUCCUGCUCCGCCCAUGUGAAAAGCGACGCAGACCUCAGGGAGGCCUCUCCGUUGCGGCAGUUGGGCAGCGUCAGCGGGCUGCUGCCGCUGGGCCACGGGGAGCCGGACCUGGGCUGUGCCCCCGGCAGUGCGGGAGCGGCGAGGCAUCUGCUGCGCGGCAGCGGCCUCGCGCGACCCCUGCUGGAGGCGGCUGCGGAGCCGCAGUCGCCCUCCAGCUUCUCGCCGCCUUCGCGGGUGGCUCCGGGUGUGAACUGCAUUUGCGGCUUUACCAACGAGAUCUUGGACUGGCGGCUUCCCGAACAGCUGGUGGAGGCGGCUUGCCAGUACCUGGCGCAAUGCGCGGUGCCGCAGCAGCCAUUGAAGCGCCCGCUUUCCUGGCAGCUGGCGCAGCAGGCGCAGAUUGCAUCUCCGUUCGACAAUGCCCAGCUUUGGUAAGAGAAGGCCUUCUGCACAGGGCUUGCGCUGGAAAAGUCGCUCCACUGGGCUCAAGUAUGACAUCCA